This is a messenger RNA of Acanthopagrus latus (yellowfin seabream), 1730 nucleotides long. RefSeq names its product mitochondrial ribosomal protein L28 (gene mrpl28). The transcript is spliced from 6 exons. The record is from RefSeq and is a predicted model, not a curated record. Bases 162 to 920 code for a protein of 252 amino acids. Lineage: Eukaryota; Metazoa; Chordata; Actinopteri; Spariformes; Sparidae. Gene Ontology annotation, cellular component: mitochondrial large ribosomal subunit. Gene Ontology annotation, molecular function: structural constituent of ribosome.
GCGGGUCGGUGAAAGCGGAAACCAGACUGUGUAGCGGAGAAUGCACUAUGUAUGUCCUUGCCUGCUUGAUUUUGGGAUAACGUGGAGUAAAAACCUACCCUGUAAUUGACGUAGGUAACUGUUUAGUUAAUACCCGAUUGGACUCUGAAAGACAGUCCAUUAUGCCUCUUCAUAAAUAUGCCCCCAAAAUGUGGGAUGCCCUAAAGCUGAAGCAGGGCAUCUACGCCCGUCUCCCUAAACACUACCUCAAGUCCCUUGAGCAGAAAGAACCCACCCCAGUCCAUUGGAAGCCUCUGGGAGUCGAGUACCGACGCAACCCAAAGACAGGACACAAGGAGCGGGUGCAGGACGUCCCGAUCCCCAUCUACUACCCUCCACAGUCGCAGGACGGCCUGUGGGGAGGAGAGGGGUGGAUAUCCGGCUUCAGAUACGCCAACAAUGACAAGCUGUCGACUCGUCUGAGGAAGACCUGGAAACCGCAGGUGUUCAAAAGAGAGCUAUACAGCGAAAUCCUCGACCACAAGUUCACCAUCAAGGUCACUGCACGCACUCUGGACCUCAUCGAUGCUGCCUACGGAUUCGACUUUUAUAUUCUUAAAACACCAAAGGAAGACCUGAACUCCAAGUUGGGGAUGGACCUGAAGAGGGCUAUGUUGCUCCGCCUGGCACACAAAGACAAAGAGCUCUACCCCGAUGACCCUGUCAAGAGAGAGAAGGUGUACAACAAAUACAAGCAGCAUUUUGAGAUCCCAGAGGAGGAAGCAGAGUGGAUGGGUCUGAGUCUGGAGGAGGCUGUGGAGAAACAGAGGCAGCUGGAGCACAAGGAGCCUGAGCCUUUGUUCAAGGUGUGUGUGGACAACCUGGUGGAGGAGCUACACAUUCAAAAACUGUUAGAGCCGCACCUCACAGAGAAGAAGUGACCAGCUGAGCCAUCUGAGCUGGACCAGAGUCAGCUUUUCAGACUGAAACAUUAAGUAGGUUGAACUGUCAGACUUCUCCAGAUGGUGGUGGGAGUCAACAAGUUUCUGAAAAUUAUUCAAGACUGAUUGUACACCAAGGAGAACUCUCAUUUCCAUCUGGGAGUGACACAAAGGUGGAUACAAAUGACAAGGAGUAGUGAUAAUUUAUAUCCUAUUUAAGAUCCAUACACUGAGUAAGAUGUUGUAGGAUGAAGGGAGACAUCUUCAUCAGCGUAAAUACUCCAGAACCAGCUGUGAUAUGAGGCCCCUGUACAGAGUAUCUAACAAAAAUAAAAGAUUGACUUUUUUUUCGUAAAAGUUUUUCUGCUCAUAUGUUCUUCAAUUAUCAUGAAAUCAGUUCACUAAUUAUAUAAUUCUCUUAAGUCAUAGCAUGAUUUUAUGUGGAAGUUAAAGGAAUAAUUAAACAUUUUAGGGAAUACAAUAAUUUGCUUUUACAGGAGAAUAUUGAGACCACUUUCAUGUCUGUGCAAUAAAUAUUAAACUGUGUACUCAGUGUAAAAAACAAACAAACUGGAAACUAGGGCAACAGCUGGACCGAUUCAGUCCAGCAGUACAAAAUCUGCCUACCAACAUCUGUCAGGUUUAUAUAUGAACACAUUUUAUCUUAUUUGUUAAAGUUGUACAAAAAAACAUUUAAAGAAAAUGUUUUGGUCUCACAAGCAGUUAUAUGCCAGAGCAUCUCUUGGCCCACUGAAGCCUUGUUUGUCAUUGUAUUAGUGAAUAAAGAUUUAAUUUCUGUUUUGACACAUA